GUUCUCGGUGGUCACCAUUUUGAGGCUGGUGUUUGAAGGGUUGAGAGUGUUUGAAUCAGGUUAAUGGUUCCGUCGAGGUCUUGAAAAUAUUCAGCGUUACUACUUUUCAGGGAGAUCACGUAUUAUUUUAGUUUUUACCAGAGAUUGUUGAAUUUGGACGGAGACCGUUUCUUGGUUUGCAGAUGCGUAACUCCAAGCGAGUGCAUUCUCCGGGGUGCUGGAUCAGAGACGAUAGCUGGGAGGAGAAGUACAGCAGCUGUAAGCGGAGGAAGCGAUCGCACAGCAGCGAGAGGGAGAACAGACCGAGCAGGCACAACCGCCAUCAUAAAACCUCAGAAGGGCAUUACUUGGAGUCAAAAAGCUUGAAUGAAAAGCUGGACUGUAAGGACAGGAGAGGUCGUAGGUGCAGUAAUGACGUCUCUUCAGGUUAUGACAAUGGGCAUUUAAAGGACAGAGACUGGCACCAUUACAGCAAGUCCUCAGGCCACAGUGGAAGAAGCAGGAGAAGCAGCCGUCCCUAUAGGCGAAGGGGAAGAGAGAGCUUCUCUGCCUAUCGUUCCUAUUCGAGGAGUCAUCGCAGGAAAAGAUCCAGGAGUUUUGAGGAUGAUGAGGAGGGUCACCUGAUCUAUCACAGUGGAGACGUGCUAAGAGCAAGAUAUGAAAUUGUGUGCACUUUAGGAGAAGGAGCCUUUGGAAAAGUCGUUGAAUGCAUUGAUCAUGAGAAAGGGGGUGCUCGUGUAGCACUGAAGAUUAUAAAAAAUUUUGAUCGAUAUCGGGAAGCAGCAGUAUCUGAAGUUGAAGUGUUGGAGCAGAUAAAUUCUCUUGACUGUGACAGAAAAUAUGCUUGUGUAAGAAUGCUGGAUUGGUUUGAUCACCAUGGCCAUAUUUGUAUAGUGUUUGAAUUGCUGGGACUGAGCACCUAUGACUUCUUGAAGGAAAAUGGCUUUAUGCCAUUUCCAAUGGACCAGAUCAGAGAGAUGACAUACCAGAUUUUCAGAGCUGUCCGCUUUAUACAUCGGAGCAAGCUCACUCACACUGACCUGAAGCCAGAGAAUAUUCUUUUUGUGAAUUCUGAUUAUUACAUGGAGUACAAUCCCAGAAUGAAACGUGAUGAAAGAACCCUGAAGAAUCCUGAUGUGAAAGUUGUGGAUUUUGGUAAUGCAACGUAUGACCAUGAGCACCACACGUCAGUGGUGUCAACCAGGCACUACAGAGCCCCUGAGGUCAUUCUUGAACUGGGAUGGAAUCAGGCUUGUGAUGUCUGGAGUCUUGGUUGCAUUUUAAUUGAAUAUUAUCUUGGAUUAACUCUGUUUCAGGUGAGUUAUACACAUGACAGCAAGGAACACCUUGCUAUGAUGGAGAGAGUACUGGGACCAAUACCAACGCACAUGUUGCAGAAAACUAGGAAGCGAAGAUAUGUACAUCAUGACAGACUUGAUUGGGAUGAGCACAGUUCUGCAGGCAGAUAUGUUAGGAAGCAUUGCAGGCCUCUUAAGCAAUACAUGGCUUCUAAAAGUUUAGAGCAUGAACAGCUUUUUGAUCUGAUUGGUAAAAUGCUGGAAUAUGAUUUUUCAAAAAGAAUUUCCCUGGACCAAGCACUGAAACAUCCCUUUUUUGACCCCAUAAGGAAGGGAAAGAGGAAGUAAAGUCUGUACUGAAAUAUCCAACAUUAUACAUUCUCCAGGAGAGACUUCAGUGGACUGCAUCAGUCUGCCACACAGUGAUCACUGUUAUGUUGUUAUUGUUAACUUACUGUGUAUAAAUAUUUAAUGCUGUAAUUGGUUAAGCUUUUUAAUUUUUCCCUUGUUUUACAUCUAAAGUAGGUUUGUACCUUUUUGAAGUAUGAAUUUCACAAUAAAUGCAAAUGAGCUGCCUAA
Molecule: messenger RNA, 1877 nt
Organism: Lepisosteus oculatus (spotted gar)
Lineage: Eukaryota; Metazoa; Chordata; Actinopteri; Semionotiformes; Lepisosteidae
Gene: clk4b
Product: CDC-like kinase 4b
Biological process (GO): peptidyl-tyrosine phosphorylation; regulation of RNA splicing
Cellular component (GO): nucleus
Molecular function (GO): protein serine/threonine kinase activity; protein tyrosine kinase activity; ATP binding
Source: RefSeq, a predicted model, not a curated record